Messenger RNA from Penaeus monodon (black tiger shrimp), 1827 nucleotides. RefSeq names its product probable G-protein coupled receptor AH9.1. Gene Ontology annotation, molecular function: G protein-coupled receptor activity. Gene Ontology annotation, cellular component: membrane. Gene Ontology annotation, biological process: G protein-coupled receptor signaling pathway. The record is from RefSeq and is a predicted model, not a curated record. Lineage: Eukaryota; Metazoa; Arthropoda; Malacostraca; Decapoda; Penaeidae.
ACAUGACGAACAUCAGCUCUGACGGAGGCGCGGCAGAAGGUUCGUCCUCAGGGGCGGCAGCGUCGGUCCUCGCCCCCUCCGCUAGCGUGGGCGUGAUGGAAAUCGUGGGCGUGCGGGCGGAGGGCGUGGUGGAUGACGUGGUGGAGGAGACGAUGAGUCCCGAGAUCCAGUACAUGGGCCACAUCGCGUACAACGUGGUGGCGCCCGUGAUCAUCUCCUUCGGGAUUCUGACUAAUGUGUUGAAUCUGCUGGUGCUCACCCGGCCGUCGCUGAGGGGACCCACCUUCAGGUGGCUAGCUGUGGCCAACCUGCUAGUAUGCGUAGUAUUGCUACCUUUCACGCUCCACUCUCACGCUACCCCGGUGCCCUAUGCAGCGGCCUUGUACUUCGCUCAUAUUGAGGUCCCCGUCGGCAACGCCCUCAUAGCCUCCAGCGUCUACAUCGUCGUCGGACUGAGCAUCGACCGCUUCGUCGCCGUCUGUUACCCUCGCAAAUACCGUAACCUCCACAGCCACUACGUCGCCUCCGUCAGGAUCGCUUUGUCGUUCAUCAUCGCCUUCAUCAUGUACAUUCCCAUGGCGUUCUACAAAGUGGUUGUGCCUGUCGCUGUAGGAGGAGGCGAGGGGCAGCCCUUGAAAUACGUCAUUGAGGAGAACACCAAGGUGGUCUCGACGCAGUGGUUCAUGGUGUACGAGUACCUGCUGGAGAUCUGCGUCAGAUUCGCCCCGGCGGUGCUCCUGGCGGUGCUCAACACGUGGAUCAUCAUCGAGUUCAAGCGCAUCUCUCGCCGCCGCCGCCUCCUGAGCCAGGGCAUGAGCUGCGAGGUGUCCGCCAUCCCGUCGCAGUCCUUCUACGAGGCCAACAACGCCCCGGCCACCAGCGUCGUAAACGCGUCUCCCACGAGGGGCGCCAAGGAGAGCUCGUCGCCUCCGCCGCUCUCCGUGGGACCUUCUGUUCCCCCGCUCACGGCUGUCGCUGUGCGGAAGGCCACAAGGAGGCGAACCAGGGCAUCGCCUCCUCCGCCUCCCCCUCCAUCCUGAACGGCAGGACCUCCUCGGCCUCCAAUGGCUACGCUGAAGGAGGAGGUAGGAUAUCCUUCACGGCCGACACCAGGAACUCGUCGGGGAAGUCCUUCGGGAGACAGAACGGCAAGGAGGACGACAAGGAGAAGAUCGGCCUCUCCAUGAUCAACGUGUCAGGCCCUCCCCCUCCGGCGCAGACCCACCACGUCGCGCGGGGCAUGAGCGAGCGCCGCCACGACAUGGAGCGUCGCCUGGUCCUCCUGCUGGUGUCGAUCAUCGUGGCGUUCUUCGUGACCAACAUCCCGGCGGCGGUGCUCUCCCUCACCUUCAGCGACGACAAGAGAAACAACCUCGACUUCCAGAUCUUCCGCGCGAUCGCCAACAACCUCGAGUUCCUGAACUUCGGUCUCAACUUCAUCCUGUACUUCCUCUUCAGCAAGGACAUUCGAAACGCUUUCACGACGCUCAUCAAGAGGGCGAUAGACCGAGUCAAGGAGGGGAUCGAAGGCUCGAGUAGCAAGUAUGCCGCCACCAAUCUAUGAUAACCUGAGAAGGCGAAUGUAUCUCGCACUGCGUCGGUUACGAUAAAAUGAUCACUGAAUGGUUACGUCGCUGAGGAACGAAGGGAAAUGUGGUGGGAAAUGUCCGUAGAUUUUAAGACAAGUUGCUGGGUGGGAGGAGAUGGUGAAAUCGGGGUAAAAUUCCCGUAGAUUAUUGAUUAUUAUACUAUUUCGUAAGAAAUGUGAUCUAGUAUGUAUACUUCUUAGAACGAAUAACAUACCAGUUUAUUAAGGAGCGAACCUUA